Messenger RNA from Cryptomeria japonica (Japanese cedar), 1882 nucleotides. RefSeq names its product G-type lectin S-receptor-like serine/threonine-protein kinase At2g19130. Gene Ontology annotation, biological process: recognition of pollen; protein phosphorylation. The record is from RefSeq and is a predicted model, not a curated record. Gene Ontology annotation, molecular function: protein kinase activity; ATP binding. Lineage: Eukaryota; Viridiplantae; Streptophyta; Pinopsida; Cupressales; Cupressaceae. Bases 4 to 1752 code for a protein of 582 amino acids. The transcript has a single exon.
GGAAUGCCGGAAAAUCCAAACCGAGACCGCUUCAAUGUCAGCUUUAAAAGUACUAGUUCUGGUUUUUAUUUCAGUUACGAAUUGCAGACAGGGAUCCCAAGUUUAAUCAAAAUUAAUUCCGGAGGAAUACAAGAAUUUGCUUUGUAUGAUAACACUAAAUGGAUCAUGGUGGAGAUUCGCCCCAGAGAUCAAUGCGCUGCAUAUGGUUUUUGUGGCCCUUGCGGAAGCUGCAACUCCAACAAUCUUGAGUUCUGCAGCUGUGUGGAAGGCUUCAUCCCGGCAGACAAGCGCGCCAGGGAUUCGCAAGACUGGUCGUCAAGUGGCUGUGUUCGGCAGAGCCCGUUAAACUGCGAUACCAAAAAAGGUAGCACCGACGAAUUUAUCGAGGCUGGUGUAACGUUGCCUGAUGAUUCAGCUUCUUCAUACUCUGCACCCAACAAGGGAGAUUGCCAGAAAGCCUGCCUCCGCAACUGCUCCUGCACUGCGUUUGCUUUCAAUUCUCCUUCCGGACGCUGCCAAAUCUGGUCUGGAGAUUUGCUAAACAUGAACAACUCUCCAUCAAAUAGAAGAGGGAACGUCUCCAUUCGAGUAGCUGCCUUAAAAGUUCCAAAGCAUAAAAAAUGGUCCUCCUCCCAACUGAAAACCAUAAUUAUAGUGAGUGCUCUUGCUCUUACAGUUGCUUUGAGUAUCAUUUCAUUUUUAAUGUGGCAAAGGUGUCGACUUCGACCACCGAAGGAGACUUGUGCAGUUUCCUCAGAGUAUUUUCUUAGAAUGUUUAGUUACAUAGAGUUGAAGAUUGCAACAAGGAAUUUCAGGUCUAAGUUGGGGAGCGGAGGAUUCGGUUCAGUGUUCAAAGGAUGUCUAACAGACGGUACACUUGUAGCCGUAAAGAAAUUGGAUUCCAGUUCAAGACAACAUGAUAAGCAAUUCCGAGCGGAAAUCAGUUCUCUUGGCAACAUACAACAUGCAAAUUUGAUCAGACUUCGAGGGAUUUGUGCAGAAGGAUCUAAACGCUUACUGGUUUAUGAUUACAUGCCCAAUGGCUCUCUAAAUUCCCUACUGUUCACUAAUAAUUCCAAAAGUAAACCGAAGGUACUCGACUGGAAGACCCGCUUCCAGAUCGCUUUAGGCACUGCGCGAGGUUUAGUUUAUCUCCACGAAGAGUGCAGAGAUUGCGUGAUUCACAGCGAUGUAAAGCCCAAGAACAUUCUCUUGGAUGGUAAUUUUUCACCCAAGUUGGCAGAUUUUGGGUUGGCAAAGCUUGUGGGUAGAGAUUUCAGCCGUGUAUUGACCACAACGAGAGGAACGAGAGGGUAUUUGGCACCAGAGUGGAUCUCCGGUCUUCCCAUCACCCCUAAGGUUGAUGUUUACAGUUUUGGUAUGACACUGUUGGAAAUCAUUUCCGGCCGAAGAAGUCUGGAUUUAAGUGUUCAAGAUUCAAGUCAGUAUUACUUUCCUGCAUGGGCUGCAGCUCAAAUUUACGAGGGGAAGAUGAUUAAUAUUGUGGACGAAAGAGUUGCAGCGGAGGCAGAUGUUGAAGAGGUGAGAAGAGCAGGCAUCGUAGGGUUGCUAUGCAUAGAAAGGGAGGAGGAGAGGAGGCCAAGCAUGGAACAAGUGUUGCGGAUGCUGGAAGGGAAGAUGGAGCCUCCAACUCCACAGAUGCCGAGUUCUGCAGUCAGGGAAACACAAGCGUAUCGAAGCAACACUGAUAGCGAUGGCAACGACAUUGUGGAUUGUGGUUUGUUAGAAUAAUGUAAAUGUUGAUAACUGAUGCUGCUCUAGCAUGCAGUUAGAUUAGUUUAGUUAAUAGUUUUUUGUUUAUUCAUGCAAAUAAAGCAUGUACUCCAACAUGCAUUAAUCCUUACGACUAUUUUUAGUUUUG